Messenger RNA from Juglans microcarpa x Juglans regia, 1289 nucleotides. Its product is annotated as transcription factor bHLH93-like. Lineage: Eukaryota; Viridiplantae; Streptophyta; Magnoliopsida; Fagales; Juglandaceae. The record is from RefSeq and is a predicted model, not a curated record. Gene Ontology annotation, molecular function: DNA-binding transcription factor activity; sequence-specific DNA binding; protein dimerization activity. The transcript has 4 exons. Gene Ontology annotation, cellular component: nucleus. Bases 141 to 1133 code for a protein of 330 amino acids. Gene Ontology annotation, biological process: regulation of DNA-templated transcription.
UUUUUUGUGUAUGUUUUAUGUGUUGCUUCAAUUUGGUGCAACUUCAUGUCAUUCAAGGUCUUUGGAUGACCAUUUCACCACUUUAUAAGAGAGAGAGAGAGAUCAGAGAGAGAGAGAGGGCAGAGUGAGAGAGAAGGGCAAUGGAGCUUACCCAACAUAGUUUCUUGGAGGAGUUACUGGCUCCAAGAAGAGACACUUGGAACACUUUUCCUAAUGGAGUGAACGAGUUCUUCCCUAAUGACUGGAGCAUUGAUUCUUUGGAAGAUAACUCAGUCCUGGCUACUCCAAAUCCUCCAUUACUAGGAUUCUCCACACCAACCGGACCCAGCUUUGAAUGUCCUUUCAGUGACCAGGUUUACCCAUCUCUUGAUGGAUUUACAGAGAUUGAAACAUCAUACACCAAGAUUAAUGAAAAACCACUGUUUCCUUCCCGAGAAGAUUACCCAUCGAUGGUGGAGGAUGAGGACCUCAGUUUUCUCGGCAGUGAAAGUCACAGCAUGGGAGAGAAAAAUAAUGGCUGCAAAGUUGAGAUGGACCACGCUGCUGAUAUUCCAGCUUUCAACAUGGGUAUAUGUGGAGAGAGAAAGUGCAAAGCCAAGAGAUUGGAAGGGCAGCCCUCAAAGAAUCUAAUGGCAGAAAGAAGACGAAGGAAGCGCUUAAAUGACCGCCUAUCCAUGCUCAGAUCAAUUGUCCCUAAAAUAAGCAAGAUGGACAGAACAGCUAUACUUGGAGACACCAUAGAUUAUAUGAAGGAGCUUCUGGAAAGAAUCAAUAAGUUGAAAGAAGAAACCACUGAAGGAGGUGAAAAUCAGGUUAAUUUGAUGGGCUUCCAGGAGAUACAGAAAAAUGAAGUUAUGGUGAGAAAUUCCCCCAAGUUUAAUGUGGAGAGGGGGCCGUACAUGGAUACUCAGAUCGGUAUUUGCUGUGCAGCUAAGCCAGGAUUGUUGUUAUCAACAGUACACACGCUCGAAGCUUUGGGCCUUGAAAUUCAACAUUGCGUUAUAAGCUGUUUCAAUGAUUUUUCAAUGCAUGCUUCUUGCUCUGAGGGAACACAGCAGCGAGCACUGAUAAGUUCUGAAGAAAUAAAAGAAGCAUUGUUUAGAAAUGCCGGAUAUGGAGGAAGAUGUUUGUAGAAAAAACCGAUGAAAAGAAACAACAUAGGAGGGGUUACUUAACAGGGCGGGCUUGAAGGGAUGAGAUUUUUUAACUUGUUCUUCUUCAAGGAAUUUCGAAAGAGACGUUGUAAUAAUUUAUUGUCUACUGCAAUUGUUGUUGUUUUUUUCUCUAAA